AUGGAUGAUGCAAUGCCGUUUCAGUCCGGCGGUAUUAAGGAGGUCGUAUAUGAGAACACCUACAUUACAGACCCCGAAGGCUACGGACCCAAUACCAAAUUCGAACGACAUAAAGUCCAGGCGGUUCUCAAGCAGGUGCUUAAAGAGCGCAUCGAGAAGCAAAAGUAUGACCCGGUAAAGGGAGCGCAAAUAUCCAAGCAGCUGUCAGACGACUUACGGGAGAAGGUGAAAGCGUUGGGAUAUGACAGGUACAAGCUCGUUAUCCAGGUCACGGUGGGGCAGAAGCAGGGCCAAGCUAUGCGGAUCAUCUCGCGCUGCCUGUGGGAUACGCAGUCAGACAACUUCGCAUCGGAGUACUACGAGAACGAAAGCAUGUACUGCGUCUGCCAAGUCUACGGGUUGUAUUAUGAGUAG
This is a messenger RNA of Volvox carteri f. nagariensis, 414 nucleotides long. It is a transcript of the gene tctex2, whose product is annotated as flagellar outer arm dynein light chain. Lineage: Eukaryota; Viridiplantae; Chlorophyta; Chlorophyceae; Chlamydomonadales; Volvocaceae. Gene Ontology annotation, biological process: microtubule-based movement. Gene Ontology annotation, cellular component: cytoplasm; cytoplasmic dynein complex. The coding region runs from base 1 to 414 and encodes 137 amino acids. The transcript is spliced from 2 exons. Gene Ontology annotation, molecular function: dynein intermediate chain binding. The record is from RefSeq and is a predicted model, not a curated record.